Messenger RNA from Prorocentrum cordatum, 439 nucleotides. Lineage: Eukaryota; Dinophyceae; Prorocentrales; Prorocentraceae. The record is from the annotation of a GenBank genome assembly.
GGAGAUCGCGCUGCUCGCCGAGGUCCUCGACGCGGUCGGCGAGACGUCGGACUUGGAGUGGCCAGUCUCGGCCCAGGAUGCCAAGCGCCUCCUGCGGGACAUCGGGGCGCGGGAGGUGCGCGCUCACCUCAGUGGCGGCGGGGUCUCUGUCGCCAAGGCGGCCGACAGCGUGCAGGAGCAGGUGGACGACGGCUUCUCCAUCGGCGUGGGCUCCGCGGCGGCGGUGGAGCAGCUCGGCAUCGGCUCGGGCACGGAGUCGUCGGGUUCGGAUGGGGCGAACAUCGACGCGUUGCCGGGCGCGUUGGUCAAGGGCACGGCCACGGUCGACAGCAGCGCGGUGACCGACACGAAGGACUGGUUCAUCGGGGAGCUGUCCGUGGAGAUGGGCACGCCGACGGAGGACCAGGCCGACCUGGAGGACAAGCUCGUGGACUCGCUG